Messenger RNA from Gasterosteus aculeatus aculeatus (three-spined stickleback), 818 nucleotides. It is a transcript of the gene haus2, whose product is annotated as HAUS augmin like complex subunit 2. Lineage: Eukaryota; Metazoa; Chordata; Actinopteri; Perciformes; Gasterosteidae. Gene Ontology annotation, biological process: spindle assembly; centrosome cycle; microtubule nucleation. Gene Ontology annotation, cellular component: centrosome; mitotic spindle microtubule; HAUS complex. The record is from RefSeq and is a predicted model, not a curated record.
GAAUCACACCAGCGGGGGCGCUACGCGACAAUUCUGCCUACUGAGGAGAAGCAGAAGAAGAAGAAGAAGCUCUGCGCGCUCAGCUGGAGCCCGGUGAUGUCUGCGGGAAGAAGUCCGGUGAAUUAACGAUGCAGUGGGACUCGUCUCAUCUCUCUGUGACUCCAGCUGUUAGCUUCUUAUCCAGAUGUGUCGCCAGAGAGGUUUUGUCUCAGGAGGAAAUAGACUCCGCCUCCUCCCAGCUAAGCCCCGCCUUCUCCUCACAGCUGCACACGGCUGAGCAGCAAAUCAAAACGCAGCGACAGCUGGAACAGCUGCAGCUGCAGACGGAGCUGCUGCAGGCGGAGCGGCGCAGCGCCGACGUGUCGCACGGCUUCUUCCUGGCUCCCAGGUUCCAGGUGCUGCAGACGUUCUGCGCUCACCUGCAGCACCUCCUGAAGGAGCAGAGCGGUCUGAGGCGGAGGCUGGCCAGGCCGCUGGGCCGCACCAACCUGCCGGUCCGGGCCCACCUGCACAGGUCUCUGGUGGAGCUGGUGCAGCUGCUGCUGGACUUCAUGGAGACGCUGGAGGAGAAGAUAGACGCAGUUCGCCGCGGUCCGGCCCUGGGGGAGGAGCUUGCUCAGCUGGACGCCGCUGUCACACAGCUGCUGGCCCGCGUGGUGGAGGUGGAGGGUUUGUCCAAUCGGGUUCUCCAGAGGAGCCGAGUGGACACUGCUCAGUGGGAUGACCUCUGACCUCUGACAGACGACAUCAUCAUUGUGUCAAAUAUUAAAGACUUGCUUUGUUUUCUUAAUAAAAUGUGACUUUGGUCUAAUUCAACA